This is a messenger RNA of Rhipicephalus sanguineus (brown dog tick), 1244 nucleotides long. RefSeq names its product interleukin-1 receptor-associated kinase 4-like. NCBI's taxonomy places the organism in Eukaryota, Metazoa, Arthropoda, Arachnida, Ixodida, Ixodidae. The record is from RefSeq and is a predicted model, not a curated record. Gene Ontology annotation, biological process: protein phosphorylation. Gene Ontology annotation, molecular function: protein kinase activity; ATP binding.
AUGGUUUCCGGCUACACCGCGAAAAAUACUGCAGCGGGCUAUGGCUAUAAUUUUAUCCAGGACCUGAUAUGCGACCUGGUCGACUUGCUGAAACAGGCAGAACUUCACAGAGCAGCUUCGAUCGUCGAAGUCGAGGUGCUGCAACAGGCACCUGGUGACGAUGAAGCCAGCCUUGAAGAUCUCCUCGACGAGCCUACCGACUUGGGACCACCGCCAGCCCCUCCCUCUGAAAAUUACCACGAUGAGGUCAUGGACAGCGUAAUCAACGAAACGCCUCGGUUCAGUUACGACUACCUGGCGCAAGCAACUGGCAAUUUCUGUAACGUGCCGCUGUCCGAGGGAGGCUCCAAAGUGGGAGAAGGAGCCUUUGGAGUCGUAUACAAAGGCACUUUCCUGGAUGGCACGCUGGCUGUGAAGCGCAUGAAAGACUCUCUUCCGGAACAGUUUCUCACUGAAGUAAGACUGUUACGAAGGCAUUCCCAUCCAAAUUUGCUGCCUCUCAUUGGAAUUUCCCUCGACGCGGCGGGCAGUUGCUUGGUUUACGAAUUCAUGGAGAUGGGGUCCCUGCAGUCGUGCCUUGCGAGAAAAAACAAUCCAAUGUACUGGAAACGACGUGUGACAAUACUGACUGAGGUUGCUGCUGCCAUCCAUUUUCUGCACACUCGCACACCCUGUCUUAUACACAGGGAUGUGAAAAGUGCAAACAUACUUCUAGACAGUAACUAUACUGCUACUGGAGAUUUCGGACUCACAAGGCAGUUGUCGGGGGACAGUACAACGAGAACAGAGAUAGUAGUAGGAACAUCUGUCUACAUGUCACCAGAGGCAUUCACUGGCACAAUCUCACCCAAGAUGGACACUUAGUUUGGUGUGGUGAUCAUGGAGGUGCUGACAGGUCUGCCUCCGUAUACGAAUGCAAGAGGAGACAUUCUCUCCUACCUAAAGGACACUACCCCAACGACAUCACACCCAGUCCUGGACACCUCGGCCGGUGUGUGGGAUCAGGAGCUUGCACAAAAGGUCUACGAAGUAGGCGAUGAGUGUGUCAGGCUUGACAGACGGCAGCGACCUACGAUGGAGCCAAUUUAUGAAGAACUGGUCAAGCUGAAUGAUGUGUUGAAUGGCCCUACGAAUUGAGACGUGACAAGAAGACCCCAAGUCCUUCAAAAGAAGUGGUGCUCAAUGGACAUUGUUGUGUAAUGUGUUGUGUCAAUGUUUUUAUAAACACAGAUUUUAUUUUUGAA